UUUGCCAAAGCAGUGAAGGUUUACAUUGGGAGGAAAUGAAGGCUGCAGGGAGGCCUGUAUACAGAGUGCAGGCACUGGAUCGACGGGGUUUGCCGGCGUAGGGGCCUGCCCCGCGAGAGCAAAGCACCCAAGGACCCCUGUUGACAAACACGGUACGUUGCCGGGGCGCCCUAGCUCCCGUAGGCCCAGGUUGUUGCUAACAUCAAGGAGCUGUUUAUGGAGCCACCUCCCGGAGGACCAGCCUCCAGUGUCCCUGUCUACUCUCCCUACAACCAAGACUCAUGGGGACCUCCCUCCAGGGUUCCAACCCUAGCUGGACCUGGCAAACUUGAGCUGGGGAAUGUUAACCAGGAUUCUGCUCUUGCCGCUCCAGCCCUGAGGGGAGGGCAGUACCGAAUAUGGCCGCUCUCUCCAACCUGGCACCGAACCAGUUAACCUCCAGCUUCCCAGCCUUCUACAAGGGUUGCCCCGCCGCCUCUGAGGGAGGAGGAGGUGCUGCCGGUUCAGUGUUUUCAUUGGUGAAUGUGAUCCGGGGCCUUCCAGAACCCACCAAUCCGGGAGCAGGAAAGGCUUCCCCAUGGGCCGGACCGUGGUCGUGCUGGGUGGAGGCAUCAGUGGCCUGGCCGCCAGUUACCAUCUGAGCCGGGCCCCUUGUCCCCCCAAGGUGGUCUUGGUGGAGGGCAGCGAGCGCCUAGGCGGCUGGAUCCGCUCAAUACGAGGGCCAGAUGGUGCUGUUUUUGAACUUGGACCUCGAGGGAUUCGGCCUGCUGGAGCCCUGGGAGCCCGGACCCUGCUCAUGGUUUCUGAGCUUGGUUUGGACUCAGAAGUGUUACCUGUCCGGGGAGACCAUCCAGCUUCCAAAAACAGGUUCCUGUAUGUAAAUGGUGCCCUGCACCCCCUGCCCUCUGGCUUCAGGGGGCUAUUCUGCCGUUCACCUCCCUUCUCCAAACCUCUGUUUUGGGCUGGGCUGAGGGAGUUGACCACGCCUCGGGGCAAAGACCCUGAUGAGAGUGUGCACAGUUUUGCCCAGCGUCGCCUUGGUCCUGAGGUGGCGUCUCUAGCCAUGGACAGUCUCUGCCGUGGAGUGUUUGCAGGCAACAGUCGCGAGCUCAGCAUCAGGUCCUGCUUUCCCAGCCUCUUCCAGGCUGAACAAACCCAUCGUUCCAUAUUACUGGGGCUGCUGAUGGGGGCAGGACGGAGUCCACAGCCAGACUCAGCACUUAUUCGUCAGGCUCGGGCUGAACGCUGGAGCCAGUGGUCACUCCGUGGAGGACUGGAGACAUUGCCCCAAGCCCUUAAUGCCCACCUGACUAGUAGGGGUGUCAGUGUUCUCAGAGGCCAGCCAGUCUCUGGGCUCAGCCUCCAGGCAGAAGGGUGCUGGAAGGUGUCUCUAGGGGACAGCAGCCUGGAGGCUGACCACAUUAUUAGUGCUGUUCCAGCUUCAGUGCUCAGCAAGCUGCUCCCUCCUGAGGCUGCACCUCUGGCUCAUGCCCUGAGUACCAUCAAUGCUGUGUCUGUGGCUGUGGUGAACCUGCAGUACCAAGGAGCUCGUCUGCCUGUCCAGGGAUUUGGGCAUUUGGUGCCAUCCUCAGAAGACCCAGUCAUCCUGGGAAUCGUGUAUGACUCAGUUGCUUUCCCUGAGCAGGAUGGAAGCCCCUCUGGCCUCAGAGUGACUGUGAUGCUGGGAGGUUCCUGGUUACAGACACUAGAAGCCAGAAGCUGUGUCUUAUCCCAGGAGCUGUUCCAACAGGAGGCAGAGAAAGCAGUUGCCACACAGUUAGGUUUAAAGGAGCCACCAAGUCACUGCUUGGUCCAUCUACACAAGAACUGUAUCCCCCAGUAUACAUUAGGCCACUGGCAAAAACUGCAGUCAGCUACCCAAUACCUGGCUGCUCAGAAGCUGCCCUUGACUCUGGCUGGAGCCUCCUAUGAGGGGGUUGCUGUCAAUGACUGCAUAGAGAGUGGGCGCCAGGCAGCAGCCCGGGUCCUGGGCACAGAGUCGAAUAUUUGAUCCUCAAUUUCCACCUCUUCCUGCCCCAGCUGGCAGGGAUUCUCUCACCUGCAAAAAUUAAAGUUGCUGCAGCGUG
Phacochoerus africanus (Common warthog) is the source of this 2087-nucleotide messenger RNA. It is a transcript of the gene PPOX, whose product is annotated as protoporphyrinogen oxidase. The transcript has 13 exons. The record is from RefSeq and is a predicted model, not a curated record. NCBI's taxonomy places the organism in Eukaryota, Metazoa, Chordata, Mammalia, Artiodactyla, Suidae. Gene Ontology annotation, biological process: heme biosynthetic process. Bases 578 to 2011 code for a protein of 477 amino acids. Gene Ontology annotation, molecular function: protoporphyrinogen oxidase activity, oxygen as acceptor. Gene Ontology annotation, cellular component: mitochondrial inner membrane.